Molecule: messenger RNA, 4907 nt
Organism: Vollenhovia emeryi
Lineage: Eukaryota; Metazoa; Arthropoda; Insecta; Hymenoptera; Formicidae
Product: double-stranded RNA-specific editase Adar-like
Exons: 8
Coding region: 385-2304 (639 amino acids)
Biological process (GO): adenosine to inosine editing; RNA processing
Cellular component (GO): cytoplasm; nucleolus
Molecular function (GO): tRNA-specific adenosine deaminase activity; double-stranded RNA binding; double-stranded RNA adenosine deaminase activity
Source: RefSeq, a predicted model, not a curated record
UCAACGGCUCUCGUGCCAGAUCGAACGCCUGGCGUUCAGGAAACGACCACCACCCCCCGCGCGCGAAACCUCCCUGAAAACCGGUCGUGGCACGUGGCGAUCAGUCGCGGGGAAUCGCGACGCGCGGUCUCCUUGAAUUCUCUUCCCUCCGCGUUGGAAAGGGGCGACUUCCCUCUCUACGCCGCGAAGACGGACGUCCGGUGGCUCGGGGAGAUUCCUUCGUCUCGUCAAUUUCGCACGCUUUCCCGCACCCCUUCUCCGCUCUCCGCCGCCCCUUCCUCCCUCUCCGACGCGCAGGGAGCGCACUGUGCAGGGAUACCGCUUGCAGCGCUCUGCGAGGAACGCCACUCUUAAUUCUAGCGACGUAGAGAAUGCGGCGCGUCCAUGACUCCCGCUAACGGUAACACGCUCUCGUCGUCGUCGGAGAACUCGCCGAGCGGCGGUCACGCGGCACAGAUGGGGCAGGGAAAUUCACCAAAGUCUCAUGUUCUCAAGAGAAGCGCGGAGGUAGAUUUAGAUGAUAUUACCGGCACGAAGAAGCGUCAUAAAAAUCCACAACCGAAAAAUGCGGUAUGUGCAUUAAACGAGCUAAAAACCGGAGCCACGUACAAAGUAGUGGGUCAGACUGGACCCACACAUGCUCCGUUAUUCACGAUCGCGGUACAGAUCGAUGGCCAGACGUACGAAGGGCAAGGCCGCACCAAGAAGAUGGCAAAGCACGCAGCUGCUGAACUUGCUUUACGGAACAUCGUCCAGUUCAGAGAUGUGCCCGAUGUUCACCAAGCUAUCAAUACUUGCCAGUCUGUUGUGCCUCUUGAGCCAGAUUUCACGAGCGACGUGACGGAACGUGAUAAUCAUCUUGUCAAUGCAUUUAAAACGCAAGAGCCAAAGAAUACUAAUAAGUUCUUAGAUAAAGGUCCAGUGGCGUUGAUUAACGAAUUGUAUCCGGGCGUCACGUAUAAUUGUAUAUCCGAUAACGGGGAGAGUUACGCAAAGUUUACAAUAUCGCUAUCUAUUAACAACGAGACGUUUGAAGGAACGGGCCCGAGUAAGAAACUGGCGAAAGCCGCGGCGAGUAAGGCCGCUUUAGCGAAAUUGCGAAACGUCCACAGUUCCUCAUUUGGUUUGCCGCUUCCCAUACGCGUCAACUCCUACCCUUCGCAAGAACAAAUGUCCUUGCCGCAAAUGCUGACCGAUAAAAUCGGCAGAAUGGUUAACCAGAAAUUCAGCGAACUUAUUCAAAGCAAACCGCAACACGCGCGACGUAAGGUCUUGGCUGGUGUUGUAAUAACGAAGGGACAAGAGGCGGAACUGAUAUGUGUCACCACCGGUACGAAAUGCAUCUCGGGUGAUCAUUUGAGCCAGACUGGCGGUGCUCUAAAUGAUUGCCACGCGGAAGUGGUAGCGCGACGGUGCCUCUGUGAAUACCUUUACAAACAGUUGGAACUCCACACUGAAGAUAAGGGCGCUGAGUCCAUUCUCGAGCCAGCCAAAAAGGGAUUCAAAUUGAAGCAGGGCAUCGAGUUUCAUUUGUACAUCAAUACCGCCCCCUGCGGCGAUGCGAGAAUUUUCUCACCUCACGAAGACAACGACUCCAUAGACAAACAUCCCAAUAGACGAGCCAGAGGUCAAUUGCGUACGAAGAUAGAAUCCGGCGAAGGGACUAUCCCUGUAAAAAGUAACGAGGGUAUUCAAACCUGGGAUGGCGUAAUGAUGGGUCAAAGACUGCUGACGAUGUCGUGUUCGGACAAAAUAGCUCGGUGGAACGUACUUGGUGUGCAGGGUGCACUCUUAAGCCACUUCAUCGAGCCAAUUUACUUCCACAGCAUUGUCCUCGGCAGUCUCUUGCAUUCGAGUCAUAUGUAUAGAGCGGUGUGCGGUCGCAUUGAAAAGACUAUACAGGGUUUGCCUCCGCCGUAUAGACUUAAUAAACCGUUAAUGAGUCUAAUAACAUCUUCUGAGGUCAGGCAACCUGGAAAAGCGCCUAAUUACAGCGUCAAUUGGACAAUCGGACAAAGCGAAGCCGAAGUUAUAAAUUGCACGACUGGCAAAGAUGAACUGGGGAAACCUUCUAGAAUAUCUAAACAAGCAUUCUUCAGGCGGUUCUUUGCUCUCUUGUGUAAAAAACUUCCGACUAUAAACGAUGUUGACAAGGAUAGUUGUCGCCAGUACAACAUGGCAAAGUGCUCAGUACAGGAUUACUCGCUUGCCAAGCAUCAAUUGAAGGAUGCUUUUAUGAAAGCACAGCUUGGAAGUUGGGUGAAAAAGCCGUGUGAGCAAGACACGUUCGACAUCGAUAUCUGACUAAAUCAGAGUAAUAAUAGCGUAACGAAAAACGUAAAAAGCCCAUCGAUUGAUUUUGUAGUUCCUAGUGCAAAAUAGAUCGCUCGUUCAGCGUGUCAUGAUAUGGCAGAAUUUGGUAUCAGUAAAGCAUAAAUCGUAGGAUCUCGCGCAUGUGUUCUUUUGCGCCCUAUGAUCUCGAUAUAUUUACCGUGUUCAGAGUGUAUUACGAAUUAUCGAUAAUUAAUAAUUUCGUUGUAGUCGAUAGGAAGAUUUCGCGCACCAAAGGGCUUUGGACUGUAUAUUAUUUUGACUUGUUAAUAGCAAUAAUUGUUGACGAAAGAUCAAUUCAGCACAUAUCUACACAGGAUUUCUUAGUGUUAGCGUGACUCGUAACGUAUUUGCUUCUCACCAACUUUCUAAUUUCACCAGAAACCUUUCUAACUUUGCCGCAUUAUACGAAACAGCUAUUUGAUGAAUCAGUACAAAUAAUCUUUUUCUUUGUGCAAUCAACAAUUUCGUCACUGUUAUCAUUCCAACAUUUUUACUUUUGUUUCCCUAUUUGCAUAACAUAUUUACAUAGGCUUUAAGGCUAAUCGAUUACGAUUUUAAAUAUAAUAGUUUGGAAUUAAAACUAGUUUUAAGAGGCAACAUUAGUGUCUUAUAUAUGAAUGCAUUGUACCUACGAUGUCCCCAGAUAACAUUCUAUGUCAGAAAUACGCAAAUUUUAAUCUCAAUUUCUUAUAAUUUUUUUUCUUUCAACAAAAUUAUAAUUUGUCGCUUGAUGUAAUUACAUCUAAUACGCACUUAAACGCGUGACACGAACAUCCAUGUAUCAUACACAAUGAACAUAUCUUUGCGUAAGUGUGCAUGCAAAUUUAACGGCGUCUGUCACGAUAUUGCGUAUUUCUAUGUCCAGGCAUCCGAGACUCGGAACUUAAUUAUUUAUGAGUUAACGAAAUGCUAUCUGGGAUCUUUUUGUAGGACAUUUAGAUAUCGUAGCAACGAAUUAAGUUGCACUUUGAAUCCUCAACGGCUGUGAUUCAGAUCUGGAAUGGGUCUUAAUCGUAAAAAGUAAUCGUUGCACAGUUCGGUGAAAAAGACGGGACAGAAUUUCUCAUGAGCACUUGCGUAACAAUUGCAAUUUUCCAUUACAGCAGCAAUUUAUAAUAUUCUUAUUUACCCUUUAUCCUUGCUAGAAUCGGAGAUGCAAUCUUCGCUGUAAAUUCGGAGAUGUAAUUUUACAUAUUACCUUCCGCUAUGUUUUCAGCAAAGAUCAUUGUUUAAAUGUUAGACAGAAAUAUUUUCAGCAAAGACCAUUGUUUAAAUGUUAGGCAGAAAUGUUCAACGGCAAAUUUUACAAAACUCAUCACAUGUAUAAUAUUUUAAUAUCAGGAUCGAAAGGCUAUUCGUGUUUCGUCGUAAAGUCUGCACAAUCCUAGUUUAUGUCGAUCAGAUAAAUUUUUAUCGAGGUAUACUUGUAAAAAAGGUGCAUGAUCGUGCAACAUUUUAUCUUUUUUUAAUAAAAUGAAAUAACGCACUUAAAAUAACGUACGACGCUUCACCACCGCUUACUGUGCCAUAUUCUUCGCGAGCAACAAGGUUUAAAAAUUCAUUCGAUCUCACGUAGGAAUUAGUGUUUCGAAUGCUAGCUGCAAAACGCGAGGCAAUGAAUGAUAAAACAUGUAUUAUCUUAGAGCACAUGCACUUUUUUUUAAUCCUAUGACAGAAUUUUAUCCGAUGUAAACUAGGACUUGUAUGUAUAAGUAAUCUGCAACUGUCCGCAGUCGGUUCAAUGUAGCGAUUGGUUUUGGGGAUGUAUACUUUCGGGACGUAUUUAAAUAAUACGUGUAUAGGAGUUAAAGGAACGGAAGUGAUUGAUGAUUGAUGUAAAAAGAACACGAUAAUAAUUACGUACGCAACGUGAACGGUUACAUACUUUUCCAGGUAAAUAAGUAUUCAUAUAUUUAGAGGGAGAAUCCUAAGGUCAUUGCCUCACUGUGCCAGUAUUAUCAGUACAAUUCUGCCGUAGUGACACACUGCCCGCGUUGGUCCAGUUUUGCAUAUAGAACUUAUUUAGUGAAAUUUAAGUUAAUGCAAAAGAAUACCAAAAAAAAGAAUACCAAAAACUAUAGUACUUUAUGUGUAUGUGUAGGUGUUAGCGUUUAGCGAAACAUAAAGUAUUAUUUCAGAUAGAGAUUGUUUAAAAAAAAUUGUAUUAGAGAGAAACGACAUCUUUUUAGUUUUAAGCGUAUGCCGCACACGCAAUCAAUUUUACGGUGACCAUUGAACCUAUUUUUCUUUUACGCUUUUCAGCAAAUGUAUAAUGAGCCGAUGUACUUACAUUUAGAAUUACUCACAUUUAGAUUGUCGGAGCAUUUAAAAUAUCGCGUCCGAGCAGUUCAUUUGUUUAUUUUUUCUAAACGCGAGAUGCAUUCCAUUUGUCUUCUGUUUCGCGUGCUUCUCAUUCCCGUAAAACAGAUUGCGUGCAGCGACUAAGGCUGCAUUCGGAGAGACGCUAUUGGUGUUUGGCUCGCGUACGUUGCAGUCAAUAUGUGAUACCAGUCGUGUAUUUGUGCCAAGCGCAAUACGCACCAACAGCUCAAUAAAUUUUGCUUUGUCUUCUC